Molecule: messenger RNA, 2301 nt
Organism: Penicillium samsonianum
Lineage: Eukaryota; Fungi; Ascomycota; Eurotiomycetes; Eurotiales; Aspergillaceae
Product: putative JmjC domain protein
Exons: 2
Coding region: 1-2301 (766 amino acids)
Source: RefSeq, a predicted model, not a curated record
AUGCCGGCACAUCGAACCCGCCUGGCUUUCGAGCCCCUCUCGCCUCUUCUGGACAUUCAUCGGGUGGUUGAAUCUACCCCCAAUUUCGAAUUUGCGAUGGGUAUCACCUGUGACUCAAUUGAGGAAUUUCCGCUCGAAGACUUUGAGAAGCUUGUCCUGUUCCAAGUGGUCCUGAGCGGAAGACCGUUGGUCAUCAGAGGAUUCCAUCAACGUCUUGACGAGGGUAUUUUCUCAGAGAAAUGGCUCCGAGAAAAAUACGCGAAGAAAGUUGAGGAAGUUCGAGAUCUAGUAAAAAAGAAGACGCAGAAUUUCAGUAUGGGCCAUUACCUCGAAAGCCUGUCACUUCUCACUCGGCAGGUGACAGUUCACAACUACACCAACAAAGACGUCCAACGGCUCUACCUCAAGGAUAUCGAUUGCCCUCCCGAGUGGCGCGCUUAUCUUGAGAACCUGUUACCGCCCUCUUUGUUUUAUCUAAACGAAGCACCCAAAGCAUUUGAAGGCCCUGCGUCUGGAAAAACGAAUCUGUCUGGAAUCCCCAAGUCCACCCAGGGCGACCUCAUCGCGCCAGCGGGUGAUUUGAUGAGCAGUCUGCCUACAAAAAUGCGCGCGGAGAAUCUGAUGUGUUAUAUCGGUCAUGAGGGUACGUACACACCAGCACACCAAGAGAUGUGUGCGAGCCUUGGUCACAACAUUAUGGUCGAGGCGUCCGAUGGGUCUCCAGAAAACGGCAAGCCAACGGAACCGGGAUCGUCAAUUUGGCUCAUGACAGAAACCAAAGAUCGGCGAAUUGUUUCUGAAUACUGGAUGUCCGUUCUUGGUCAUGAUAUUGACAUCGAGGAUUUCUUUGCUCCCUUGCAUGCAUGGGAGAUCGCACCAUUCAAGACCUGGGUGGUAGAGCAGAAGCCCGGUGACCUUAUUCUUGUACCCCCACUUGCUGCACACCAGGUUUGGAACCGUGGCACCCGGACAAUGAAAGUUGCCUGGAAUCGCACUACUGUUGACACGCUUGAGCUGGCUCUGCGUGAAGCUUUACCGCAUGCACGAAUGGUCUGUCGUGAUGAACAAUAUAAGAAUAAAGCUAUUGUUUACUUUACUCUUGAGCGGUAUUCAAAAUUGUUGCGGCAAGCAAAAAAAGUUGACCAUCCGGUGGUAGUUCAACUGUGGGACGAUUUCAAACGACUGUUCAAUAUGUACAAGGACAUUUUGUUGUCUGAAUCCUUCUCACAAAAGAAGCCGGAGAAGAACGUCGAAUACCACGAGUUUCAAAGCAACGUCACCUGCUCAUUUUGCCGAUGCAACAUUUUUAACAGGUUUCUUACCUGUCCCGGUUGUGCAGAUGCUCUUGGCGGCGACGAGGACCCUUAUGAUAUAUGCAUGGAUUGCUACGUCAUGGGUAGAAGCUGUGCCUGUGUUUCCAACCUCAAGUGGAUGGAACAAUUUCGAUGGAAGCAGUUGACAGACCAGUAUGAAUCAUGGCGGCGACUGAUUAUUUCCUCCGAUGAGAACAACAAUGAUUUGAAGGCUCAGUUCCCCACUUUCAUUGUUGCCCGAGGAAAGGCAGGGAAAAAGUCUGUGGCGGAGAUCUGUCAAGAGCAACUGGUGCGGCGCCCCUGGAACGACCCUAGAAAGCCCAAGCCCCUGGUAGACCAUGCGCUUGAGGAUGCCGGUAGUGAAUCCGAAGGCAACAGUCGGUCCAAAAAGCGCCGCAAAGUGCGGCAGUCUCUCAUGACCAAAUCAGAUGACGUCCACCGCUGUCACGUUUGCCUGCAUUUCGAAGUGAACUGGAAGCUCGCGCCAUGCUCAAACUGUGACCAGCGUUACUGUUACGGCAGUUUGUUCCGCGCUUUUGAAAUAUCCCCCCAGCAGGCCAUGGAAAAGCAUCACUGGCUCUGCCCAAAAUGCCGCAAGGAAUGCAGCUGCGGUGCCUGCCAGCGUGACCCAUCCAUGAAACCAUAUGAGCCUAACUGUACCAUUCUGGGCCAUGACACCAGUAAGGUUGCCGAUCCCCGCAGCAUCGAGACCUUGGUGGAUUUCCGGAAAUCGAAUCUGUGGUGGUUGAAGAAAUUUGGCGAUGAUGUUCAUGGACGCAUUCAAAAACGCCAGAAGGAAGCCGAGGAAGCUGAAUUAGAGCGCCAGAAGACCCUCGAAGACCAGGGUUUCAGCUUUGAGUCAAGUCCGUUCGACCAGCCUGCACAGAAUGAUAACGGGAACGGUCUGGACUUUGAUGAAGACGACGGGGGCAUCCCCGUUGAUCCAUCGUUGAUGGUCCAGGGCUCUGUUACGAGCGGGGGCACUUGA